AUGACGGGCAAAAUCGAAGGCGAAAGACUCGUUGGAAGGCGUAAAAAAUCAUGGCUGGGGAACAUAAGGGAGUGGGCUGGAAUCGCCAGAGCAGAACAGCUGGACAUUGUUUGCUACCCAGUUGCGAACGCAUUCGGCGCGGUAUCGGAACGCCGCGCGGGAAACGGAGCGUGCGUGCGCUUUCACUGCGCCGCUGUCGCGUUAUCAGACAAUCGGCGACUAGCGACGUUGCACGCUAUUGCCGGCCGACUUAUUACCGCCAUCGCUCGCGUGGCCCAAGUAACAAACUGCCGCGGAUUGUCAACGAUCGCCAUGUCAUCUAUUUCGCCGCAAAUCGUCUUGCAUUCGUCUACUUUAAAAGCGGCCGCGUUCCGUGACUUGGGCGCGACGUCCCGCUUCUAUACGACGAGACAAGACAAUGGUGCGGCGGAGGAGAAGGGCCGCGAUCCAUCAUUGUCGUGUCCAUUGAAACGUCCCCGGGCGGGCCCCCGCCGCCCUGUGGCAAUCGAGAGGCGC
Messenger RNA from Iphiclides podalirius (scarce swallowtail), 516 nucleotides. Lineage: Eukaryota; Metazoa; Arthropoda; Insecta; Lepidoptera; Papilionidae. The record is from the annotation of a GenBank genome assembly.